GAAGCGGAGUGUAAACAACAUGGCGGCGCCCGCAGAGCACGUGACAGAAAACGCCACAGAAAACACGACAGAAGCAGAUGAAACUGAAGAAACGGCCUCGUCUGAAGCUGAAACACAAAACCAGAACAAAGAAGAAAACAAGAACUGUGAGGAAGAGUCUAAUAGUGAUGAAGAGGAUGAAGAGGAGAACAAAGAGCGCCCCCCUCGGGUCAUGGACACGCCGGAGGACCUGCGUCUCGAGGCCAUCGCCAACUCCAUCGCCCUCCACCCGAGCAGAGACGUGAUCGUGUGCGGAGACGUGGACGGAGACGUGUACGCCUACGAGUACUCCUGCACCGAGGGACGGACCACAGAGCUGUGGUCCUCAGGACACCAUAUGAAGUCUUGUCGUGCUGUUCGUUUCUCGGCGGACGGGCAGAAGUUGUUCUCCGUGUCCCGGGACAAGGCCGUGCACGUUUUGGACGCAGAGAGCGGAAAACUGGUCACACGGAUCAGAGGAGCUCACACGGCGCCGAUCAACGCGCUCAAGAUCAUCGACGAAAACCUCCUCGCCACUGGAGACGACGCAGGGACGGUCAAGGUCUGGGACAUGAGGAGAGGGACGUCCAUCUUGGAUCUGAAACACCACGACGAUUAUAUCAGCAGCAUCACAGUGGACCAGGCCAAACGGAUCCUGCUCAGCGCCAGUGGCGAUGGGACUCUGGGCGUGUUCAACAUAAAGCGGCGACGUUUCGAGCUUCAGUCUGAGUUUCAGAGCGGGGACCUGACGUCUGUGGCGUUGAUGAAGCGAGGGAAGAAGGUGGUGUGCGGCUCCAGCGAGGGGACGCUCUACAUCUUUAACUGGGACGGCUUCGGCGCGACCAGCGACCGCUUCGCCGUCAAAGCCGAAUCUGUGGACUGUAUCCUGCCCAUAACUGACAGCAUCAUGUGCGUCGCCUCCAUGGACGGAUACAUCAGAGCGAUUAACUUACUGCCGAACCGCGUGAUCGGCUGCGUGGGGCAGCACGUGGGGGAGCCCAUAGAGGAGCUGGGCCGGUCCCACUGCGGUCGCUUCCUGGUCAGCUGCGGACACGACUCCCUGGUCAAGUUCUGGGACAUUGGCUCUCUGCCCGAAUCCAAAGUCCAGGAAUACCGCAAGAGGAAGAGGAAAGACGGAAAACUCAAAUCCCUCAGCAAGAAGGCCCACGGCGACAACGACUUCUUCGCCGGACUCGUGGAGGAAACGGAAAACAAACGGGAGGAAGGAGAAGAGGAGGGAGAGGAUGAGGACGAGGAGAGCGAUAGCGACAGUGACUGAUCCCAGAUAAAGAGACGAGAGGUGGGAGACACUGCGGAACAUUUCCUUGUAAAGAGACAAAAAACGAAAUGGUAAAAAGUGAUGCGUUUGUGUUUUAACGUCAUGGACCUUAAAGAGGCGAGAUUUUACUUCUACGGGGCAUUAAAAUAUGUUUUAGAAGUUUCACUCUGAGUCCUCCUCUCUCUUUGCUCUCUGUGCUAAGCCACUCCCCCUUCAGAGCGCCAUCACAACACAACUACUGCACAUCACGUCAGGUUUGUCAAGUCGUAGUGCACAGUUUUGUGUCAUGUUUUUGUAUAUUUAUGGAGGAUUAGGGGUGAUGUCGGCUUGUGGGCGGAGCCUCGUACAGAAUCUAACGGCUAAACGUAAAGGAGGGUUUGAGUAGGGCCCGGGAGAGAUCGCUAAAUGACUCAAAACGUCUUCAGUCUUCAUGUUUUUGAUGAGGAAACGGUGUUAAAACACGGGAGAAAAAGACAUUUACGGUAGAUUUGAUUAGAUUUUGAUCGAUGUUUAAACUAUCGUCUGAUUAUGAAAGUAUCGAUAUGUCCCAACCGUAGUGACGAUUCCAUUCAAGUCCUAAUUUGUCUGAAAUUUUAUCUAUUUUGGACAGUUUGUUUUCUCUUCUUUCCCACUAGAUGGAGCUCUUACAAUAAACAAAACUCCUCUGCCACUUCCUGAAAAAACUGUAUCCAAUAUCUCCACAAAAUAAUUUAAGGUGUACGUAGUUAAUUUAAUCCUGUGAAAUAAGAGUUUAAAGAUCCUUAAGGUGUAUAUUAUUAAAACGACUGUAUUUUCCAGAAUAUACGUCACUCUGGAGUAUAAAGUAAGUCGCACCAGUGGAAAAAUGUAUAAUAAUGAAGAAAAAACAUAAGUCGCGCUGGAGUAUAAGUCGCAUUUUUGGGGGAAAUUUAUUUUACAAAAUCCGAGACCAAGAACAGACAUUUUAUCUUAUCUAGACAAUUUAUAAUAAUAAUAACAAUAAAAUAGAGAACAACAGGCUGAAUAGCAGUACAGCACGCUAUUAGAUUUUAAUUUUACAGAUUGCAUAAAAUAAAAUAAAAAAACACUUUUUUUUUUUUUUUUACUUUGGUCAAAACACUGUAUUGUAAAAGUAAAAGUCCAAGUAAAGUAAAAAAAAUAGACAUAAAGCUGUAAUAAAUGUGUUAUUACAGGGUUUUUAUUUACAAACGCUUGUCCCGAGCUCUUAUUUUGGCGGUGUCUCUUCCUUCUUCCUGUGGCUGAUGAGACGCAGAGUGAUCUGUGGAGUGAGUCCGUGUGUCACCAGUUCUUCUUUGAGCUGAAAUCAUUUAUUUGUAUUGU
This is a messenger RNA of Periophthalmus magnuspinnatus, 2617 nucleotides long. RefSeq names its product WD repeat domain 55 (gene wdr55). Gene Ontology annotation, molecular function: protein binding. The record is from RefSeq and is a predicted model, not a curated record. NCBI's taxonomy places the organism in Eukaryota, Metazoa, Chordata, Actinopteri, Gobiiformes, Gobiidae. Bases 20 to 1297 code for a protein of 425 amino acids. The transcript has 6 exons.